This is a messenger RNA of Nannospalax galili (Upper Galilee mountains blind mole rat), 2387 nucleotides long. It is a transcript of the gene Blmh, whose product is annotated as bleomycin hydrolase. Bases 222 to 1589 code for a protein of 455 amino acids. NCBI's taxonomy places the organism in Eukaryota, Metazoa, Chordata, Mammalia, Rodentia, Spalacidae. The transcript is spliced from 12 exons. Gene Ontology annotation, cellular component: cytoplasm. Gene Ontology annotation, molecular function: cysteine-type aminopeptidase activity. The record is from RefSeq and is a predicted model, not a curated record. Gene Ontology annotation, biological process: response to toxic substance; L-homocysteine catabolic process; proteolysis.
GGGCCUGCCCCGACGGCGCUGACUCAGCAACGCGAGGGGGGGAGUUUUGUCCCUCCGCGGACCCCGUUUCUCUCGGCCACCAUUGAGCCGGUUUCCUUUUUCCGGCGCUCCGGGUGCGAGAGCCAGGUCCAGCCACCUAGGCAGCGGGCUUCAGUGUCACCCCGGCGCUCACCGGAGGACCCCGAAAACUAACGUUACCCUGCGAAGGCAGCGUGGGCGCCAUGAUCAACGCGGGACUGAAUUCCGAGAAGGUAACUGCUCUUAUUCACAAACUAAACUCCGACCCCCAGUUCGUACUUGCCCAGAAUGUCGGGACCACCCACGACCUGCUGGACAUCUGUCUGAAGAGGGCCACGGUGCAGGGUGCCCAGCAUGUGUUCCAGCACGUUGUACCUCAGGAAGGCAAGCCAGUCACCAACCAGAAGAGCUCCGGACGCUGCUGGAUUUUUUCUUGUUUGAAUGUUAUGAGACUUCCAUUCAUGAAAAAAUUUAAUAUUGAAGAAUUUGAGUUUAGUCAGUCUUACCUCUUUUUCUGGGACAAGGUCGAACGCUGUUAUUUCUUCUUGAAUGCUUUUGUGGACACAGCCCAGAAAAAGGAGCCUGAAGAUGGGAGGCUGGUGCAGUAUUUGCUUAUGAACCCUACAAAUGAUGGAGGACAAUGGGAUAUGCUUGUCAAUAUUGUGGAAAAAUAUGGUGUUGUUCCUAAGAAGUGCUUCCCUGAAUCUCAUACGACAGAGGCAAGCAGAAGAAUGAAUGACAUUCUGAAUCACAAGAUGAGAGAAUUCUGUAUACGACUAAGGAACCUGGUAUACAGUGGAGCAACCAAAGGAGAAAUCUCAGCUACACAGGAUGCCAUGAUGGAGGAGAUAUUCCGAGUGGUUUGCAUCUGUUUGGGUAAUCCACCAGAGACAUUCACUUGGGAGUAUCGAGACAAAGAUAAAAAUUAUCACAAGAUUGGCCCCAUAACACCCUUGCAGUUUUACAGGGAGCAUGUGAAGCCACUCUUCAAUAUGGAAGAUAAGAUUUGUUUUGUGAAUGACCCACGGCCCCAGCACAAGUACAAUAAAUUGUACACAGUAGACUACUUGAGCAAUAUGGUUGGAGGGAGAAAAACACUGUAUAACAACCAGCCCAUUGACUUCUUGAAAAAGAUGGUUGCUGCCUCUAUCAAAGAUGGAGAGGCUGUGUGGUUUGGCUGUGAUGUUGGAAAACACUUCAAUGGCAAGCUGGGCCUCAGUGACAUGAACGUCUAUGACCAUGAGUUAGUGUUUGGAGUCUCCUUGAAGAACAUGAAUAAAGCUGAGAGGUUGGCCUUUGGUGAGUCACUUAUGACCCACGCCAUGACCUUCACUGCUGUCUCAGAGAAGGAUGAUCAGGAUGAUGCAUUUGUGAAAUGGAGAGUAGAGAAUUCAUGGGGUGAAGACCAUGGCCACAAAGGUUACCUGUGCAUGACUGACGAGUGGUUCUCCGAGUAUGUUUAUGAGGUGGUGGUGGACAGGAAGCAUGUCCCGGAAGACGUGCUGGCCGUGUUAGAGCAGGAGCCCAUUGUUCUGCCAGCGUGGGACCCCAUGGGGGCUUUGGCUGACUGACUGACACUGCCUCAGCUCUUUCCUCCUCCCAUGGGACAGGAUGUAGCUGCCGAGGACAGAUCCAGGGACUGAAGCCAAAGUUACAUGGGUGACUGUUCCCACAGGACACAGUCAGACUCUUGGAUUUCUAGUCUCCUCCAGGAACCUCUUUGGGAAAGUGUGCUUUGUGCUGAAACAAAAUAUUCAUAAAAGAAAAAAAAAAGGGAAAGAUCGGGUCAUACUGUCUACUCUCAUCUCCAACAGCUCAGGAUCUCCUAGCAUUUUAAUCAGAUAAAACUGUUUGUCCUAACUGUCAAGAACGUCUUCACUGUCUGCUGUAAUAAGACAGAAUCAGAUGAGCAACUGAGGUGCACGGAGAGAACACAGACCUCAUGCUCCUUGUUCCUAGAGUAGAGUGGGAGCGGGUUAACUAGGCAUUGUGCUCUUAACACUGCAUGCUGCCUCACAGAUCUCUGUCCUUCCUGCAAGGCAGUCAUUGAAUUCACCUUUUUCAAGGUAACUUCAUGUGAUUCUAAUAGCCCACGAAUGGAAGGUUGAUCGGGUCUGACAUGAUUCCUUCCUGUUCUGAACUGUGGGGCACAGCUCUGCUUAGGUCAGGUUAAAUAGGCUUAGAGAAAGCAGCCAAGAAAACCCAAACCUUAUCAUGGUCAGUUACAAUCAUCGGGCACUCUUGCCAACUGGUUUAGCUUCUGUCUCUGCAUUGGGGGUCGGGUGGGGCAAGAAAAGCUAAUGUUCGUUCUUUCUGACAACUAGAUGGUGCUGAGAAGCUUUUGAAUAAAAUACUUUGCUAAAUGAGAA